CGUCAGUCGUAGCUGGCGGUUGUCUCCGCGCCGGCCUGUCUCGCGCACGCGAGUGUAUUCGUAAUACGAUGAGUGGUGUAUUUUAUCCGAAGUGUGAUUUGUGAGUGUUGAAAGUGGUUCGUGUUUCGGCUGGAGGUUUGCUGCUACACUGCGCUAAAAUGCUAACCAUCAACCGACUCCUCAGCAUCAUACUCAUCAGCUCUCUAGUACCCACCGUCUACUCCGAAAAAGACCGAGAACACCAAGGCCCUCAAACAUGCGGGGGACACAUUCGAGGGCUAAUAGGUUCCUCGGGCGUCAUUCAUACUCCGAACUUCCCCAACGCCUUCGCGACGCCGAUCAAGUGCAAGUGGGUGAUCGAGCGGUUGAACGACACGGGGACUAUAUCGAUAUACUUCACGCAGCAGUACACGACUACUGGGCUGACGUUCACGGAGUACCUGUACUACGAUGAGUCGUACAAGGCCGGGGAGAGGCGAGCGUUUACGGUGACGGAGGAGAACAUCACCAGGGUGAAAUGGCUUCAGAUCAACAGCCCAGUCCUCGUAGUGGAGCUUAAGCUGAACAGGCUGGAGGGAACGCAGCUGCGGGCUCUAGGGCUGCUGUCUGUGUUCGGGUUCAACAUGACAUACGCCAUACGUGGCCCUGCAGACUCGCCGGGACCACACUCCUGCAGCGCUAUCGAGUGCCGUCUUCUUGGGCACUGCUACGCGAGUCAUGACUACAGGGAGUUUUUCUGCGCGUGUUUCGAGGGCUACUCCGGUGCGGACUGCGGUGUCGGCCCCCUCUGCCCGCGGACCAACAUGUGCAAAAACGGCGGAACCUGCAGUCAAAUGGGGCCGGCUGCAGUAAGCUGCGCGUGUACGCCGGGCUUCACCGGCGAUUUUUGUGAAUCUCAAAAUUCCGCACCAGUGUGCGGAAUAGAAGAAUGCUCAGAGAGCUGUAAAGAGGGUCGGAACUGCGAUUGCGAUCCCAAGGACUCGGAUUCCAAUUUGGCGAGAUUUGAAACAAAACUGCAAAUUGCGGACCAAACGGAUAGUGACAUAUCUCAAGAAAUAGUUAAACAGAUAACGAGCCACUUGAAACUAUCAAAUAUCACCCUGGAAGCCGAAAUUGAGAUUUUAAAUAUAAGUUCCGCGGACUCAACCGGCGCACGCACUGUGUGGCUUCGCGUGUGGGGCGCGCGGCGCGAAGCGGGUGCGGUCAAAGCCGCGCUAGCAGGUCUAGCAGGGGCCAGGUCACGCGCCGGCCGCCUGCAUCUACUGAACUUCGACAUGCAACCCGCGUUGACACUACACGUGAGUUCUAGGGUUAGCAACUGUUAA
Molecule: messenger RNA, 1325 nt
Organism: Leguminivora glycinivorella
Lineage: Eukaryota; Metazoa; Arthropoda; Insecta; Lepidoptera; Tortricidae
Product: fibropellin-1-like
Exons: 9
Coding region: 159-1325 (388 amino acids)
Molecular function (GO): Notch binding
Source: RefSeq, a predicted model, not a curated record